CUUUUUAUUCCCCCAGUAAGGACAAAUGUAUUAUUCCCUCUACAUCAGCUUUAUUUGCAGGGGCCAACAGAACUCGGAUAGCACAGGUGGGCUUUCUAGCUCCAGUGUUACUUGGGCCCUACUGGCAUCAGCACUUCUCUCUAAAGCCUUUGGCCUCUGCUUGUGGAACCCUCUGGAACAUGUCAUGUCGGGAGUUACUUUGUUCUAAAUGUCUCUUAAAAUGUUUGUUCUUAUUUAAGUGUUCUUCAGUCCGAUUUGAAUGAGGUGCCUUGGAGUAAAGGCCCUCUGCAGAGUUCCUGUCCAUAGGGCUGGACAAGAUGCCAAAGCAGGAAAAUGGCCAAAAAGAAGAUUGUGUCACCAAGAAUGACCUCAAUGAGUCAUUUGAAGAAGUUGGAGCCUUCCUCAGUGAUGAAGAGAAACUACAUCUUAUCGAUGACCUCACUAAAGUCAAUCCUGUGACAACUACCACAGUUCUGAAAUGUCUUCAAGCAAGAUACAGAGUAAACUUGUUCUAUACAAACGCUGGCUGCAGCCUGGUGGCUUUAAACCCAUUUCAGCCUGUCUCCUGCCUCUACUUGCCUGAGCUUAUGAGAGAGUACCACCUCGCACUCAGGCCUCAGGAUUUAAAGCCUCACAUCUUUGCAGUGGCUGAGGAAGCCUACCGAAACGUCCGUAGCCAGGUAGACCCUGUAAACCAGUCUAUAAUUGUGAGUGGAGAAAGUGGUGCUGGAAAGACCUGGACAUCUCGCUGCCUUAUGAAAUUCUAUGCUUCUGUGGCUGCUUCAACUAUCUCCCCAAAAGGCAAUGAAACUGUGGAAAGGAUAGAGAAGAGAGUAUUGGAUUCUAACCCUGUCAUGGAAGCCUUUGGGAAUGCCUGCACCCUGCGGAAUAACAACAGCAGCCGCUUUGGCAAAUACAUCCAGCUGCAGCUAGACAGAUUCCACCAUCUGAGCAGUGCUUCCAUUCAGACCUUCCUGUUGGAGAAGACCAGAGUUACCUAUCAGGCCCCCAGUGAAAGAAAUUUUCACAUUUUUUAUCAGAUCACAAAAGGUGCUACUGCAGAGGAGAGGCUGGAAUGGCAUCUUCCAGAAGGGGCUGACUACCACUGGCUGCCAAAUUCUGAAAGAAACUUAGAUGAGGACUGCUUCGAGGUGACCAGAGAUGCAAUGUUUCACCUGGGCAUUGACCACUCCAUGCAGAACAAUAUUUUCAAGGUGUUGUCAGGCCUGCUCCAACUGGGGAAUGUUCAGUUCUCUAAUUCAGUGGAUGAAUCUCAGCCUUGUGAACUACAAGACAAAGCCAAAGAUUUUGUGAAGAUUGCUGGAGAUCUGCUGAAGAUACCUGUUGAUGAACUAUUGGAGUCAUUAAGAAUUAGAACAAUAACUGCUGGAAAACAAGUCUUCAAGAAGCCAUGCUCCAGAGCUGAAUGUGAGACUAGGAGGGACUGCCUUGCCAAAGUGAUCUAUGCAAAAUUGUUUGAAUGGCUUGUUUUGGUCAUAAAUGAAAGCAUCUACGCAGAGCCAUCGGUGUGGAAGAGCUUCAUAGGUUUGCUGGAUGUUUAUGGUUUUGAAGCCUUCCCUGAAAACAGCUUGGAACAGCUUUGUAUCAACUAUGCCAACGAGAAACUGCAGCAGCACUUUGUAGCACACUACCUGAAGGCACAACAGGAAGAAUAUGCAGCUGAAGGCCUACAGUGGUCUUUCAUAAACUACCAGGACAACCAGCCUUGCCUUGAUCUGAUUGAGGGCAAUCCUCUCAGCAUUUUUUCUUUGCUUAAUGAGGAGUGUCGUCUGAACAGAUCCUCCAACACUGAGCUGUUUCAAACUCGGAUUGAGAAAGCCUUGUCUAAUAAUCAAUGCUUGAGUCGAAACAAGUUUAGUAAGAAGCCAAACUUCAUUAUUUCACAUUAUGCUGGCAAAGUCUGCUAUCAGCUGGCAGCAAUGGUGGAGAAAAACAAGGACCCCAUUCCACCAGAGCUGGUCCAGGUUUUGCAGAAUUCUAAGGACCCUUUGCUUCAAAAAUUAUUUCCUGUGACAGAAAGGAACCAGAAUAACCUCAAACCUCAGAACAGAGCAGCUGUUGUUACAGUGGUGUCAAAGUUCAAGGGUUCACUUGAACAUCUCCUGCAGAUUCUGAACAGCACCACACCCCAUUACAUCCGAUGCAUCAAGCCCAAUGCUGACUGCCAGGCAAUGACUUUUAAAAGGGAAGAGGUUCUCAGCCAGCUUCAGGCUUGUGGAAUAGUUGAAGCCAUCAGCAUCAGUGCAGCAGGCUUCCCUGUUAGGAUCCCUUUCCAAAGCUUCAUGGAGCGCUAUGCAAUACUGAGAAAACCCUGUGGCUCCAACAGAAAGAGAGUGUGUGAUCAAAGCAGCUCUCACACUGCUGAGGAAACAGGCGAGGCUGCAGUGGUUGAUGAUGACAAAGCAUCACCUUCUACGGUUCUUGAGAUCCUUCAGAGCGUGGUUAUGGGACAGACUACCCCUGAGCAAACUGGGAACAGUGCAGAGAACACUUUGGUGUAUUGUGGCAAAACCAAAGUAUUUAUGGCCAAUUCUGUGCUGGAGCAACUUGAAGCUAGAAGAGCAGCAGUGUUAAAUAAGAAAGCAUUUUGCAUUCAGUGCUGCUGGAGAAGAUUCAAACAGAAGAAACUAGCAAAGGAGAGAUGGUCUGCAAUUGUCAUCCAAGCAGCUGUCCGUUCCUGGUUAGCCAGGAGUCGCUUCCAGCGGAUGCGCAGCGCUGCUGACCUUAUCAAACAUGGCUGGAGGAGAUGGAAAGCGAAAAUGGCUGCAUUAGCAGCAGCAGAACUGGAUGAGGGUGAAGGAAGGACGCUCUUAGUCCCUGCAGCUACACUGAUCUCAGCCAAACCACCUCACUCCUUGGAAACAAAGUGGCCUCUGCAGGCAGUAAUUCAGUUCUGGCCUCUUGGCCUUGUCCUGGCUGCAGCACCUGUCACUGUAAUGGGACUUCGGAGAGACCUGUCCCUGCUGGCAUGUCUCAAAGUGCUUCAGGAGAGCGACGGCUACAAGGUGGAAAGCAGCUCCUUUGGCUGUGGCAUUACAUCCAUUAGAGCUCUCCCACAGGGCUCUGUCAAGUUUCACUGCAAGAAGUCUCCGCUGCAUUACGCAGACGUCAGCCCCCACAGCGAUGCCCAUUCCACCACUGGACUAAACCAGAUUUUACUGGACAGAAAAAAAAGUCCUUCCAACAUAGCUCUUGGCCAUUGACACAACUGUACUUUUUCCUUCAGGGGAUGACUGGCUGCAAGCUGCUGCUUUCAAAUUACCCAACUUCCAUAUCUGCUGCUACCUCAGCUUGUAUGUAUGAUAAAGCUCAAAUUCACAACCCGUGGGGUGCAUUCAUCCUCCCACACAUGAAAUGUAAAUACUAGGAGAACACUGAAUUAACAAACCAAGUACUCUAAGGAAAAUACACUUGAACGUUUCUGGCACUACCUGAGAGAAGCAAGAGGAUGAUAAUCAGACAGCAAAUAAAGCAAGUAUUUCUGAUGUGGGCUGGAUUCUUCUUGGGAGGCACAGCUACAAAUGAUCUGACCGACCGUAAGUGUUCAGUACAUCACUUCUGACAGACUGAGGAAGUGAGGCUUGGUCAACUGUAACACUACAGGCAGAUGUCUCAGGGAAACACAAGCCUGGACUUGUUUUUUAUCCAUAGGACCAAACCAUAUGUAAGAACUUCCAUGCAUUUCUAGCACUCCCUGCUCAACAGCUUUACUUCUGCCAAGGCUCUCAUCAGACCUGAUCUAUACCAUUUCCUUGCUGCUGUCUGAAAAAGGUUUGUCUCUUCUGUGUGUGCCACCAAAUAAACCAUUAAAUACCUUGUA
Molecule: messenger RNA, 3841 nt
Organism: Pogoniulus pusillus (Red-fronted tinkerbird)
Lineage: Eukaryota; Metazoa; Chordata; Aves; Piciformes; Lybiidae
Gene: MYO19
Product: myosin XIX
Exons: 24
Coding region: 318-3224 (968 amino acids)
Biological process (GO): actin filament organization; vesicle transport along actin filament
Cellular component (GO): actin cytoskeleton; vesicle; cytoplasm
Molecular function (GO): actin filament binding; ATP binding; microfilament motor activity
Source: RefSeq, a predicted model, not a curated record